AAGGUGAAGAAGUUUUAAUCAGUUAUGGCAAAGGAAACACUGAAAACCCAGAAGGAUAAUCCUUCAAACAAUAACACUACUGCAACAAAAGUGAAGAGAAGGAGAAAGAGUGGUCCAAGAGAAUCUCCUCCUCAAAGAAGCUCAAGCUUUAGAGGAGUCACAAGGCAUAGAUGGACUGGUAGAUAUGAAGCUCAUUUGUGGGAUAAGAAUAGCUGGAAUGACUCUCAAACUAAGAAAGGAAGACAAGUCUAUCUUGGGGCUUAUGAUGAUGAAGAUGCAGCAGCACGUGCCUAUGAUUUGGCAGCAUUGAAGUACUGGGGACAAGAUACCAUACUUAACUUUCCGUUAUCAAGGUAUCAAGAAGAGAUUAAAGAGAUGGAGGGUCAGUCUAGGGAAGAGUACAUUGGAUCAUUAAGAAGGAAAAGUAGUGGAUUUUCUCGAGGUGUCUCAAAAUAUAGAGGUGUUGCAAGACAUCACCACAAUGGAAGAUGGGAAGCUAGGAUUGGUAGAGUUCUUGGCAACAAAUACUUAUACCUUGGAACAUAUGCCACCCAAGAAGAAGCGGCAACUGCAUACGACAUGGCAGCCAUCGAGUACCGUGGGCUUAAUGCCGUUACCAACUUUGACCUCAGCCGUUACGUCAAAUAUUCCAAACCUGACUCUACCAACAAUCCUAUUACUCCUUCCCUUGUGGAACCCACAAACCCUAAUUCUAAUAUUAGUCCUAAUCAAAUUCAUUAUCCUAUCAAUAAUGAUAUUCUUAAUCAAGACUUAAGCUUCCUCUACCAGGACAGUCCCGCCGUCGUCUACGGCGGUGAGAGUUUCGUAACUCCGCCACCCACGACGGAUAGUGGGAGCAGCGUUGUAGACAUCGAUUCGUCGGAUUUGAUGGAUCUAUUGUUGGAGGCGACAUCGGUGGCCGAAAGCCCUACGACGACGCAAGAAUCUGACCCACCACGGUGCAACUUCCCUGAUGACGUACAAACUUAUUUUGAUUAUCAAGAUUCCGGCAAUUACGGUUUUGCCGUCGACGACGAUAUGUUCUUCAACAUUGACCUAAGCUCGUUUAUGACACAGUUCUUAGAUAAUGAUAUGGAGGGCCAAGAUAAUUUGUUUAGAUGAAAUAAACAAAAUAAACAUAGAAGAUACAUAUGUUACAAUUACAAAACAAAUAUAUUCUUUGUAAGAAGGAAGGGUUGUGAGAUAAUAAUAAAUUUGGGUGGUCUUGAAAGAUAGUUUUGUAGAGGGGUGAUUUCACUAAUAUUGGUUCAUUAUGUAUAGAUAGGGAGGCUUCAGGGUUUAGUUUAUGAGGAGUGAGGAGAAAAGAAAAAUUUUCCUCCAUUAAUAUGAUAUAUCUACCUUUGU
Molecule: messenger RNA, 1365 nt
Organism: Telopea speciosissima
Lineage: Eukaryota; Viridiplantae; Streptophyta; Magnoliopsida; Proteales; Proteaceae
Product: AP2-like ethylene-responsive transcription factor At1g16060
Exons: 8
Coding region: 25-1122 (365 amino acids)
Biological process (GO): regulation of DNA-templated transcription
Molecular function (GO): DNA binding; DNA-binding transcription factor activity
Source: RefSeq, a predicted model, not a curated record